Molecule: messenger RNA, 2490 nt
Organism: Darwinula stevensoni
Lineage: Eukaryota; Metazoa; Arthropoda; Ostracoda; Podocopida; Darwinulidae
Source: the annotation of a GenBank genome assembly
AUGAACGAGGACGCGGUUUGUGAAAGGGCCAUAUGCGUCGUGGAGCACAAUGAAUAUGAGGGGAAGGACUCAUACCUGCUGAAGGAGGAUCGACUCCGGCGGAUGCUGCUGCAGGCUGACUGCAGAGACAAGCCGGUCGCAGUGGUGUCCAUCGCCGGGGGGGCGAGGAGGGGAAAGUCCUUCCUUUUGAGUCUCUUCCUGAGAUAUCUCAGGGCUCAAGGGUCUGAAGAUUGGCUAGAUGAUGAAGACACUCCGAUUGCAGGGUUCGCAUGGAAAAUGAGUGCCAAGAGGGUAACGACUGGGAUUCAUAUAUGGGAUGAACUUUUUACAUUGAGGCUCCCCAACGGGGAAGAGGCAUGCGUCCUCCUGAUGGACACGGAAGGGACCUUCGACUGCGAGGAGUCCCUCGCCCACAGCGUCACUAUCUUCGCCCUCAGCACACUCCUCAGCUCCGUCCAGAUCUACAACCUCAAGGAAAAUAUCAACAUGGACGACCUGCUUCACCUCCAGGUAGUUCUAAGCGCCUGUGAGAUCAUGGGUUGCUUCCUGAUGCCUUAUCCCGGGGAUAAAGUGGCUGGGGAUCCUCAUUUCACCGGAUCCCUUACCGAUAUACUGGAGGACUUCAAGGAUCAGCUCCGGCAUCUGGUGCCACAGCUGCUCUCCCCAGAGAAUCUGGUCCUCAAGACGAUCGCCGGCAAUCCCAUCACAUGCAAACAACUCUUCAAAUGCUUCAAAAGUUACAUCGGGAUUUUCAACAACCUCGAGGAGAUCCUUGAGCCCAAGAGUAUUUUUGAGGCCACCGCCGAGGUCCAGCACCGGACCGCCCACGACGAAGCAGUCGACCACUACACCCAACGAAUGGACAGACUCCUGGCGGAAACUCCCGUUCUGGCCCAUUGGAAACUACAGCGAUUUCACGCUAAACUCCGGAUAGAGGCGAUCGAAAGAUUCACCAGUUCCAAAAAGAUGGGCGGGAAAGAACUAUCGGAAAGAUACCAGUCGCUUUUAGAUGAGGUGAGUCUGUGGAUUUCAACAUUUCAGCCUCGCAUGUGGCCAAAUGGUCUUUCAAAUCAGUACGCUCUGUCUUUGCGGUACAUCGUGGAAGUGCCUAAAUUGUCUCCAACCGAUGUGUACUCGCUAACUCCCUUCGUCCUCCGCAUGAGGGCAUUAGACGAAAAUCCGUCUGGAAUUGGACGCCAUUCCCACUUUGAGGUGGCUUCUAGUGCACGUCGUCCCGUCUCCGAAAAGCACCAGAGAUAUGCCAAGGCUAGCAAAGCAGCAAAGGGAGGAGGCGAUAGUCCUCAAAACGAAUUCCAACAGCACAUCCACGAGCUGCACGAGAAAUACGAGAUGGAGCGAGAGGCGAGGGAAGAGCCAACCAGGAGGAAACUGAUGGAAGCGGCCACCGCCGCUCUCAAGAAGUACGGAGAAGACAUGGCGGAGGUGAUGCGUGCGAUUCCUCUACCGACGGGGGAGGAACUGCGAUUUGAACACGAGCAGAAUAAGACCAGGGCGAUUCGAAAAUUCCGAGGAAAUGGGAAAAAUGCAGAUGAAGAGCUCUUCAGGCAAUACCAGCAGAAACUUGAAAAGUGCUUCCUCCGAGGGGACACAUUUCUAACGCUUUCACCCAACCAGGACGUGGAGUCCGAGGCCACCCACUUCUUCAAAGAGCGGCAAUCGAAAGAGAGCACCGCCGACCGGGACCCGAUCGAGGCCGUCCAGUCCGCCGUCUGGUCCUACAGGACGCAGUUGGGCCACACUCGCGGAGGAGCCUAUGUCUCCGAGGAGGAGCUGGAAAGCGAGCGCCGGAAGUUCUACCGGGAUGCGAUCCACACUUUCCGGCAGAGGACUCAAAACACGAUCUGUCCGUAUCUUCUUGGCGGCCACCAGGAUGACAUGAUUCGGCGCUUGGAUGAGCAGUAUAAGAAGUGCAUCGAACGGAGAGAGCCAAAUGAAGGGCAAGCAGAAACAGAACUCAGGAAAGCCAAGGAGAACGCCAUGAAAAUAUACAAUGACCAGAUGAGCAAAUUGCUGGUCGAGUUGAUGAGCGAGGAGAAAUUAAACAACUUUCACGCGAGCUAUCGUCGACAGACAAUCGAGUCCUUCGAAGAGACGAGCAAGAAGCACCCGCAUCUUGCGAAGAAACACGCGGACGACUUGGAGUCGCUCAUGUCUAGCGAACACGAACGAUACAAAGCCUUCAGGAAGUCCCAAGAGGACGUAGCGGCGGCUGCCCUCGAGGACGCAGUGGAGAGAAGCCUGACCCACUACGGGCUCCAGAUGUCCUGCCUCUGCGGCGGCAGGGACGCAGGUGAAGGCGACAGACAAGGCGACACUGGAAGCUCCAUCCUAACCGAGGAGGUACUGCUCGAAAGACACGAGAAGUACCUCAAGGAAGCCAUGGAAAUCUUCUGGGCGACCGGGGCGCAGUCGCCUCGCCUCGCCGAGAACCGCCUGAAGGACCUUCAGGAGGUAACGCUCAUUUUUUAA